Messenger RNA from Guyanagaster necrorhizus, 1560 nucleotides. RefSeq lists its product as uncharacterized. Gene Ontology annotation, cellular component: cytoplasm. Gene Ontology annotation, biological process: maturation of SSU-rRNA. The record is from RefSeq and is a predicted model, not a curated record. The transcript has 4 exons. NCBI's taxonomy places the organism in Eukaryota, Fungi, Basidiomycota, Agaricomycetes, Agaricales, Physalacriaceae. The coding region runs from base 1 to 1377 and encodes 458 amino acids.
AUGCCUUCUCCCGUAGGAGACGAUUGGUCAGAUUCUGACGAUGAUGCCCUCGAUGAGAUCGAGACCUCUGUGACCUUGGGUGUACCAGAUGGUCAGAUCAUUUCACAAACAGAUCUUUCCGAUGGUGCUGUAUCGCGCUUGGGUGGUCUCCCUGCAUUUCUUACUUCACGUGAACCUUCCUAUACUUCAUCGCAGUGCAAAGUAUGCAGCAAUGCGAUGGAACUUUUGACCCAGAUGUGGUGUCCUUUUGAAGACAGUCCUAUGGAUCGGGCGCUGUACAUCUGGGGCUGCGCAAGGGCGCAAUGCCAGAAAAAGGAAGGGAGUAUACGUGCUUGGAGAGCUUUGCGAUACAAUGCUGAAUAUGCCGCAAAACUGGAGAAGAAGCGAGAGAAACAGAAGGCCCGAGCUGAAGCGGAUAAACAGAAGGCACAGAAAGGGCCCAUCAGUAACCCAUUUUCCGUAAAGUAUCUUUCCCUUCGACACCAGCCAUUGUUAAUUGUCAUCCAGAUGAGUGGCGCUUCAACAGCGUCAAAUCCAUUUGGCCUUGGAUCCCAUAUUUUUAGUGACGCUACAUCUAUCAAGCCGAUGGCUUCAUCUGAAGUUGACGAUGACGCUGUUGAUGAGGGUGGUGAGUCAGACAAUGAGUCCUCAUCCUCUGAGCAAUCUCUGCUCACCGCCAUGACCUCUGCUACCCUGGAGGAUUCGCCGUGGAAACAGACACUUUCAUACCGGCCUCUAUACCUCAAAACAAUUUCCGAAUACAUAGCUCCCGAACCGAAACCCAAAAUUCCUAUGAGUGCUCAAAUAAUCGAGGACAACGAUGACUCAAAAGGGGGUAAGAACACAGGAUGGUCCGAAAAAUACGAGAAUUCUCUAGACGUUGACCUCGUCUUUGAGCGAUUCUCAAAUCGGGUAAAACAUGAAGCUGAGCAAUGUAUACGCUACGAUCUCAACGGCGUACCUCUGCCCUUCUCAACAGACAAAGUAUUCGACCUAUUAUUCCCAGCCCCUACCACUCUCCCACGAGCCGUGAUGAAGGCCGACUUCAUGGUCGUUCCCACAGCCAAACGGACGUACAAUCCUUCGUCGCUCUCUCCCUGUCCCAACUGCCAAUCCAAACGUGUAUUCGAAUGUCAGCUAAUGCCCAAUACUAUCAACGUCCUCCGUGAUGGCUCGACAGACUCGACGAAGAACAUGUCUGAUGAGGAACGCCGGAAAGCUGUCCAAAAGGCGCUAAAAGGCAGUGACGGUAAUCGUGGCAUGGACUGGGGAACUUGUAUGGUGUUCUCUUGUGAAAAGGAUUGUUGUAUGGAAAAUGGGCAAGACGCUCGAGAGGCAUGGAGAGAGGAGCACGUCCUUGUCCAAUGGGAUGUUUGAGGUGUAUGUAGUCGAAUAAAGCUGCGGCGUAUGUUGUCAUCUUGCUCUGCAUCUCAUGUGGACCAGCACGAUAAAAGCAUGCUUCGACAUUGACGGAAAACCAAUACGCCUUAUUUGUAGACACUGCCAGCUGCAUCGAUCUUCAAAAUAAUAAUUUGGACGGCCAGGUGUCUUCUCAUGCAG